AUCAAUAAUAUAACCGAUAACAACAAUAACCAAGUUGUAAUAAAUAGGAUACUAUUCGAUAGGAUAAACAAUAUAACAACAAUGUCAAAUAAAAUUUUAAAAGCUGUACAAACCAGCGAAGAUAUACAACAUAACUUUGCUAUAGAAUUAAAAUAUAAAUUGACAGUUAUUAAAGAAGAAAUAAUAAAUAUAGAUUAUGCCAUACAUUGGGCCAAGGCCGGCAUAGUCAACUCUUAUAUAUUUUCAAACGAAGAACUAAUGUUAAUAAAAUCAAUAUAUGAAAAUAAUAAUUUAACGCUAAGUAACAUAGAAGAUUCAUUAGAACUCGCAAGCAUAAAAAUUGUAAUAAAUAACUCAAUGUUGUUCUAUAUAAUAGGCCUACCUUUAACAAACGAAGAUAUUUGUAAUUCAAUUUUGAUAAAGCCAAUAAAAGUAAAAAAAUUUAUUAAUAAAAUCCCAUAUGAGGAUAUCAUAACUUGUAAAAAUUACAAAGUUUAUGGAAUAAAAGGAAAAUGUAAAGAAUAUAAUAAUGUAAGAAUAUGUAAUCAUAAGAAUAUAGUAGAUAUUAGCAACACCACCUGUGUCCCACAGCUGCUAAGAAGCAAACCAGCAGAAUGCACAUUAGUUAACAACCAGCACAUCCCAUCCGUAGAAAACAUAUCACCAGGCAUCAUCCUGUUAAACCAGUACAAUGGCCCAAUCAAAAUUGACAACCAACAGAUAAAUCUCGUCGGAUCAUACGCA
Messenger RNA from Rhagoletis pomonella (apple maggot), 744 nucleotides. RefSeq lists its product as uncharacterized. The record is from RefSeq and is a predicted model, not a curated record. Lineage: Eukaryota; Metazoa; Arthropoda; Insecta; Diptera; Tephritidae.